Molecule: messenger RNA, 2055 nt
Organism: Eruca vesicaria subsp. sativa (arugula)
Lineage: Eukaryota; Viridiplantae; Streptophyta; Magnoliopsida; Brassicales; Brassicaceae
Source: the annotation of a GenBank genome assembly
AUGUAUUCAACAAGAGAGCUGGAUGAUUUGCAGUACAGAUACUACUUUGAAAUGAAAGAUGGCACUCGCAAGGUCAAGAUCUCUGACUCCCUCUUCAGGUGUCCCUUCUGCUACAUAGACCACAAGCGUGAUUACAACUUUGACGACUUGCUUCGUCAUGCUUACAACUUUAGAGGUAGUUCCCGCACUAAGGAUGGGCGAGAAGUAGCUAGACAUCUUGCACUUGAGAGAUACAUGAAGAAGUAUCUCCUCCCUCUUGAAAGACCACUUGGUACUGCUGCUGAACCAAUGUCUGUCUCAGGAGAGGUUGGUGGACAAAGUGGUGAAGAAAGACAGAUGUUGUCUCCUAAACCGAACUCCUCUUUGAGCAACCAAGACAAUACAUACCCUUCCAAGAGAGCUUGCCUCACUGCUGGUGCUAAAGAAGGAGAAGAACCUGUCCAACAGAUUGCUCCUCAGAGUGGUGAUCAUUUGGCUGGUGGCGGUAAUGAUGAUCUGAUGUUUGUGUAUCCAUGGAAAGGGAUCGUGGCCAACAUGAAUAGAACAUUUGAUGAAAAAACAAGGAAGUUUGCUGGGGAGAGUGGAAGCAAGUUAAGAGGAGAACUAGUUAGCAAAGGGUUUAAUCUCCACAAAGUGGAGCCACUAUGGAACAACCGAGUUGGUUUUACUGGUUUUGCUUUUAUUCACUUUGGUAGAGACUGGGAAGCUUUCAGAAACGCCACCCUGUUUGAGAAUCACUUUGAAGUCAAUCAAUGUGGGAAGAGAGAGUUUGUUUCUGCACGUGACUGUGACCGUGGUGAUGAGCUUUAUGGUUGGUUAGCGAAAAAGGAGGACUACUAUUCUAAAACUGUGGUUGGUGAACAACUUAGGAGACAGAAACAAGGGGACUUGGUGACUCUUUCUGGUCAAGAGGCAGAACUACGAAGAAGGACAAAGACGCUUGUCUCGGACUUGGAAAACACAUUGGAGACAAGAAACAAUGACCUUGAAGAAAUAGAGAGCAAAUACAAAGAAGCUAGUACAGCGCUUGAGAAGAGUAUGAAGGAGAAGGAUGAAAUGAUCAACGCACAUAAUGAAAAAAUGAAUAAAAUGCAGCGAACGGUGCGUGACUAUUUGGCGAGUAUCUAUAGUGAACAUGAAAAGGCAGCUCAGGAUCUGGAAAAGAAGAGGAGAGAGUUUGAAGAGAGGGAGAGAUAUCUUGAUGAAUGUCAAUCAUUGAAUAAUUUUGAGCGACAAAAGCUUCAGUGGCAAAAACAGAAGAACUUAAUGGCUACUGAAGAGCAAAACAAAGCUGAUGAAGAAAUGAUGAGAUUGGCAAAACAGCAACAGAGGGAGAAAGAUGAGUUACAUAAGAAAGUGCAAGAUCUGGAGAAAAAACUGGAUGAUGAUCUGGCAUUGGAGCUAGAGAUAGAGCGCCUGAGAGGUGGCCUGCAGGUGAUGGGACACAUGAAAGAUAUGAAGGAAGAGAUAGAAAAGACUAAAGAAAAACUCAAGGAGAAAGAAGAGGAGUCUGAAUACCAAGAGUCACUCAAUCAAGCUCUUGUUGUUAAAUAUGGCUACACUAAUGAUGAGCUUCAAGAUGCUCGCAAGGCUUUGAUCAAAUCAAUGAAUGAGUUGAUGUCAGUACGUGCUCAGAUAUCUGUGAAGAGAAUGGGAGAAUUGGAUGAGAAACCGUUUCAGAAACUAGCUAAGGAGAGAUAUCCAGCAGAAGAAGCUGAUGUGGAAGCUGCAAAGCUUUGUUCCUUAUGGGACGACCACUUGAGCGACUCUGCUUGGUAUCCGAUUAAGAUGGUCUUAAUAGAUGGAAUCCACAAGGAGGUGCUGAAUGAAGAAGAUGAGAAGCUGCAGGAACUGAAGAGAGAGCUGGGUGAUGAAGUGUUUAAAGCUGUGACACAAGCGCUUAUGGAAAGGAACGAGUACAAUGGAAGUGGAAGGUACAUAGUGCCUGAGCUUUGGAACUUCAAAGAAGGAAGAAAAGCAACUCUCAAAGAAGGUGUGGUUUGUCUGAUGGACUUGUGGAAACACCUCAAGCCAAAGCCGAAGAAGCGUAAGUAA